Centropristis striata (black sea bass) is the source of this 4064-nucleotide messenger RNA. It is a transcript of the gene gpr78b, whose product is annotated as G protein-coupled receptor 78b. NCBI's taxonomy places the organism in Eukaryota, Metazoa, Chordata, Actinopteri, Perciformes, Serranidae. Gene Ontology annotation, molecular function: G protein-coupled receptor activity. Gene Ontology annotation, biological process: adenylate cyclase-activating G protein-coupled receptor signaling pathway. Gene Ontology annotation, cellular component: membrane. Bases 665 to 1687 code for a protein of 340 amino acids. The record is from RefSeq and is a predicted model, not a curated record. The transcript is spliced from 3 exons.
AGCACUCUGUAAAUGUCACUCCUUUUGUAUAUCUUUGCAUACCAGACACAAAUUAUGAUGGUGCGCAGUGAAUCUACAGUAGCCUCCGGGCUAUAAAUAAUUCAUUUCAGGAAAAGGAUCUAUUUGCCCCCGUGCCUCUGUGGCGCGCGUGUGCACCUGGUGCCAUUUGGUGACGGCAGACGCGUCCAGGAGCACACCUCCGGAUCUCUCUGCACAUUUUUUACCUCCAUAUCCACAUUGAUUUUCAAUCGAGACACUCGCGUGAAUAACUUAUGCAGGGAUUUGUAUUCGCGCAGAGGAGAAAUCUCGACAUAGAUUGAGAAGAAAUAUGUAGGAGAGACGGAGCGAGUUUGGGACAAGUUGUUCCCAAGUCUCCGAGUGUGAUUGGGAUUCAUUCUAACGGGCUGCUGGUCCUCCUCAGUCCCCUCCAGAUGUUGCUUCACACCUACCGGAUGUAAACGGGCAAUAAUCGGCCAGUUUGAGCACAGAGAUGGUCGCUUCAGCACGCUGGACAGCGCUCGUGGAAGUUGGAGAGGACGGCUGCGCGCGGACACGCGAGGAUUUAGUGGAAGUGAAGGAGCGAUGAGAGCGGGGGACCAUGGUGGAUUUUAAGAGCUUCUUACCAACAGCAGGUGACCCGAGAGCGGACUGUCCGGAGUGAGACAUGGACUUUGCUGAGGUCCUCUUCGCUUUGUUCAUCGUUGUGGUCGCGGUCGUCUCGCUGUUGUCCAACUUGUUGGUGCUGUUAUGUUUCGUCCACAGCACCGAGAUCCGCCGGCAGGUGCCCGGGGUCUUCACCAUGAACCUGUCCUUCUGCAACAUCCUCAUCACGGUGCUCAACAUGCCGGCCACUCUGGUGGGGAUUAUCCGGGACCAGCAGCCUUUUGGGGAUUGCAUUUGCCACACGGUGAGCUUUCUGGAGACUUUCCUCACCGCCAACACCAUGCUGAGCAUGGCGGCCCUCAGCAUAGACCGGUGGAUAGCGGUGGUCUUCCCGCUCAGCUACUCCACUAAGAUGCGCUACAAGGACGCGCUGAUCAUGGUGUGCUACUCCUGGCUGCACUCCUUCACCUUCUCCCUGACCGCGCUGCUCUUCUCCUGGCUCGACUACAACCACGUGUAUGCGUCCUGCACGCUGCAGCCCAGCCAGGAGAGCAGCGACAGGAUUAAGUUUACAAUCUUCACCGUCGUUUUCCACGCCACCAGUUUCAUGCUCUCCCUGCUCAUAUUGUGUUUCACCUACCUGAAGGUGCUGAAAGUGGCCAGGUUUCACUGCAAGAGGAUUGACAUAAUCACCAUGCAGACUCUUUUCCUCCUGGUCGACAUUCACCCGAGUGUGAAACAAAGAUGUUUAGCAGAGCAAAAGAGGAGAAAGCAGAGAGCCACAAAGAAGAUCAGCAUCUUCAUCGGCUCAUUCAUCAUCUGCUUUGCUCCUUAUGUAAUUACAAGGCUGGCCGAGCUUCUUCCCUUCGUGGACGUCAACCGCCGCUGGGGAAUCAUCAGUAAGUGCCUGACCUACAGCAAGGCUGCGUCCGACCCCUUUGCCUACUCCCUCCUACGUCAGCAGUACAAAAAAGUCCUGGUAACUGUGGUCAACAGGCUGCUGCGCCGUGACCUGUACCCCUCAUCAGGCCAUAACAGCUCUCUAGACACAGAGAACGACUACUGUCUCCAGAGGAUCAGCUAAUGGCCAACGCCAACAUGGCACAUACACACUACGGCCAGAAAUAAAGGUUGGCUCCUGGAAGAAGGUGGGCGGAGGAAAGAAUGAGGCAGAGAGACGGAUAUUGUUAGGAAAGGAAGAGAGCAGAUAGAGGGGACAGAUUGUGGGUGUGGGGCGAUGAGAGAGAGAAAAUAAAGAAGAUAGUGGGCGGAGAAGAAUGAGGAGACGAUGAUGAGGGGGAGGAGGAAGGUGUGAAGGGGAAGACAGAUAGGGAGCAGACGCUGGCCUCAGAGAGUAUCGGUAAACAAGAGAUCUGUGAUUCAUCGGAGACACAAAGACUCACAGAUCAGACCGAUCAAUGCCAUGGAAUCAGUCCUGGUUCAGAUUAAUCUCUAACUGAUGGACCACUCAGCUGGACACAGCCCCCUUUCUUCUCUUUCUGCGACAUGUAGAAAGUGGCCUUUUGUACCAUACCAACCACUUUGUAAUGAUUUUGGCAAAUCCACAUGUAGUGACCUUUCCUCUGCCAUAGAAGGAGGCCCAGAGCUGGAAGCUGAGGGUCGAUAGGUGCUGGAGUGAAAUGUGAAAGACGACAGUAUGUUCUCCUGCUUCUGGAUAAUGUACUCUUAGUGUGGAGUCUCAACUGCUGCACAUUAUUGCCAUGUUCUGUAUUGACCAUGUUAGAUACUUUACAGUGUCAUGUCAGUCACUGAAUAUUGAUGCACUUUGUCUAAUUCUCUCAGAGCUACUAUAGUUACAGGAGCUAAAGGCAAAUAAUAUUUACACCCCAUAUCAAACGGUAAGGCCGCUGAUAUUCUAUUGUUCUGUUUUUAUUGUCAACAAGCAACAAAAUCAACAAUGUGUUACUCCAUCUCUCAUUAGUUUCAACCGUUUUUAAGAUUUUUGUUUGAGUAUAUGACAUGCAACACAGGCAUAGAUGUAUAUGAGAAGUGGAAGCUUUGAGUUUGGCACUUUUCAUCAGCAUUUUUUCUUUUUGGAGCAAGAAGUAACCAUAUCUGGACGAGAGGGUUGAACUGAGGAGGAACGAGUUAAGUUAUUAGCCAACGCUUGCGCUAGCUUGGUGAGCAAGGUGCAUUCGUAAUUCACAUUAACUGUGAUAGUAACUGGGUUGCUAAUGUUUUUGGCUAGCUAAAAACAAGCUUUAAACAAAAUGUAUUUACAGCAAAACAUGAACAACUAACUCAUUUGAGUGUCUGUUAGUACAACUGAACACUGAACAAGACAUUUAUUAGGCAACUAAAAUGUUACAAUUAUCUUUCAUAAACUAACAGCAAACAGUGAAAGGGUAAAAGUUCAAAGACAAAAACACAGACAACACCAAAAACAAGUUUGUGGCUUUUUAAAUGUCUACAGUGACAGGAUACAACACCUCUUUGUGACUGAUGGGAUGCCGUUGUAGCGAUUCUCUCAAAAACAAGAUGGCCACACCUGAAAGUAUCACCUUCUUUAUCGUCUAUUUUACUCUAAAUGGGACGAUAAUUUACUAAAAGAACAUCAUGCGAUAUUGAAGAAAACUUGAAAUAUAAGAUUGUGAGCAUCAACAAGGAAAAUGUUUACUAAGGUAUUAAAUCAAGUGAGAAGCCAUUUUCUCAUAGACUUUAAAACAGCUGGACUUUGCAACGGGUGGAGUCGCCCCCUGCUGGCCUUUAAUAAUAAUAAUAAUAAUAAUAAUAAAUUUUAUUUUGGAGGCUUCUUAGAAAUAAUGCAGGUUUAAGGCCUAACUUUUCAAACCCAGAGGUCACAUCUACUGUGUUUCCAUGGAGUCUGUUCGUACAGGUCUCUGGCCAGAAUCAAACUGUCAAUCAACGUUCAUCAAAACGUUGCCCUUAUACCGUAUGCUUAUAAACUUUUUGCAAAAAAAUACUUGAAUAGGAAAACACAGGAAUAUUUGGGUAGUAACAUGGGUAACUUAAUUAAUACGGGUUUGUUUGACUGGCUCAUGAUAAUGAAGAGUCAUGUCACCCAGUGCAACAGUUAACUGGUUUACUGGUGUGUUUUCAGACAUUUUGUACAACUGACAAACAAGAAGACUGAGAGAUUUGUUUAUUUGACUGCCAGGUGAACUGUUUAGGGCUUUUUACCGUGCUCCAAGUUCAUUUUGAUGUGUUUCAUGUAUUAAAUCUCUUGAGAAUCAAACCAGUGAACUCAUAGUCCAGGAGGCAGAGAUAAUGAUAUUGGGAGUUUAUUUGAAGAUUGAGGCUACACACUUGCUAGCAUCAAUUUAUUAUUGUUAUUUUUUCAUCAUGGGAUUUGUUGGCAAUAAGAAAAACACAGAAUAUCACUGACUUAUCCUUUUAAGUGUGAGUUUGUAACUGAAUGUACUAGAGAUAGGCCACUUUUGACUGAAAUGCGUUUGUACAACAGUGCUUUGUUUUGCCAG